Lucilia cuprina (Australian sheep blowfly) is the source of this 2849-nucleotide messenger RNA. RefSeq names its product GMP synthase [glutamine-hydrolyzing] (gene bur). Gene Ontology annotation, cellular component: cytosol. The transcript has 10 exons. The record is from RefSeq and is a predicted model, not a curated record. Gene Ontology annotation, biological process: GMP biosynthetic process. Lineage: Eukaryota; Metazoa; Arthropoda; Insecta; Diptera; Calliphoridae. Gene Ontology annotation, molecular function: GMP synthase (glutamine-hydrolyzing) activity; ATP binding; GMP synthase activity. Bases 548 to 2650 code for a protein of 700 amino acids.
UUGCUGUUGCUCACACACACACUUACUCGCUCACAGAUUGAUUAUAUCUACUGAUGACAUUUAUUUUUUGUUUUCCUUUACAAGUGAAAAUUUUUUAUUUAAAUUUUCUCAAUAAUCACAAGAAAAACUCGGAAAUCCGUAAAAAGAAAACUUUCAACAAAAUAAUAAACCUAAUUGCAUAUUUGCUGCAUUUAUAUAAAUAUUAAGAAUACUACAUAACAUUAGAGUGCCAAUAAAAAUGUAUCAAUGAAGUGAAAAAUUUGAAAAAAAUAAAAUAAAAUAAAAAAAGACAAUAAGCAAAUGAAAUUUAAUAAUCAGUGGGCGUAAUACUUUGUAAUUAAUAAAUUAUUGUAAUUGUAUUCACAUUAAAUGCAUUAUUGUUUAUUACAAAAAUAAAAAAAAGUCAGUCAAUAUGACCAACUGAAGUUAUACGAAUAUAUGAAUUUGAUGUUAGAAAACGAAAACUGAAUUUUUUUCCUUGUUUGAUAAUCUUUAUUGACUUGUGUGACCCCAUUUAAAUGCUUAUUAUUUGCUGUUUGUAUGUUGAAUGUUCCUUAGAGUUUUCCUCAAAGUAUUGCCGUGCUGCAACAGUAAAGACAUGAGUGCAUCAAAUAAAUUUCUAUCUGCGGAAAAUGGUUUGCGCCAUGAUAAAGUUGCUAUUCUAGAUGCGGGUUCUCAAUACGGAAAGGUUAUUGAUCGUAAAGUACGUGAACUAUUGGUAGAAUCCGAUAUUUUGCCAUUAGAAACACCGGCUGCCACUUUACGCACGUCUGGUUAUCGUGGCAUUAUCAUAUCGGGUGGACCUAAUUCCGUCUAUGCCGAUGAUGCUCCCAAUUAUGAUCCUGAUAUUUUCAAAUUAAAAAUACCUGUAUUGGGUAUUUGUUAUGGCAUGCAAAUGAUUAAUAAAGAAUUUGGUGGUACUGUUCAAAGGAAAAAUGUACGUGAAGAUGGUCAGACAACAAUUGAAGUUGAGACGUCGUGUCCAUUGUUCUACCGUUUGAAUCGCACUCAAACUGUGCUUUUAACUCAUGGCGAUAGUGUGGAACGUGUUGGUGAUAAGUUAAAAGUUGCUGGACGUUCUUCUAGUAAUAUUAUAACUGCCGUUUAUAAUGAAAGCUUGCGGAUAUAUGGUGUACAAUUUCAUCCAGAGGUGGAUCUAACCGUUUGCGGCAAACAAAUGUUGCAAAAUUUCCUAUUCGAUAUAUGCGGUUUAACGCCCAACUUUACCAUGGGCAGUCGUAAAGAGGAAUGUGUUAAAUAUAUUAAAGAUAAAGUUGGCAACAAUAAAGUGUUGUUGCUUGUUAGUGGUGGUGUUGAUUCAUCUGUAUGUGCUGCCUUAUUGCGUCAUGCUUUACAUCCCAGCCAAAUUAUAGCCGUGCAUGUGGACAACGGUUUCAUGCGCAAAGAUGAAAGUGAAAAAGUGGAAAAAUCUUUACGCGAUAUUGGCAUUGAUUUAAUUGUACGCAAGGAAGCCUAUACGUUCCUUAAGGGAACAACUCAAAUCAAAAGACCCGGACAAUUCUCAAUUGUCGAAACGCCCAUGCUAUGUCAGACCAUUAAUCCCGAAGAAAAACGUAAAAUUAUUGGUGACAUUUUUGUAAAGAUUACAAAUGAUGUUGUAGCCGAAUUAAAACUAAAGCCCGAAGAAGUUAUGUUGGCCCAGGGUACCUUAAGGCCAGAUUUAAUUGAGUCUGCCUCAAGUUCGGUUAGCAAGAAAGCCGAUACCAUUAAAACACAUCACAAUGAUACAGAUCUUAUAAGAGAGCUUCGCAAUGCUGGUCGUGUAGUUGAGCCUUUAAGUGAUUUCCACAAGGAUGAAGUUAGAGAAUUAGGUAAUGAUUUAGGUUUACCAGCUGAAUUGGUAGAAAGACAACCAUUCCCUGGUCCAGGUCUAGCCAUACGUAUUUUAUGUGCUGAAGAGCCUUUCAUUGAAAAGGAUUAUUCGGAAACACAAGUUAUUGCCCGUGUUAUAGUCGAUUACAAGAAUAAAUUGGAAAAGAAUCAUGCAUUAAUAAAUCGUGUAACUGGCGCCACCACAGAAACAGAACAAAGAGAACUUAUGCGAAUUUCUUCAAAUUCUCAAAUUCAAGCCACUGUGCUGCCCAUACGUUCUGUUGGUGUACAGGGUGAUGCCCGUACCUAUAGUUAUGUAGUUGGUCUCUCUAGUUCCCAUGAACCCAAUUGGGAUGAUAUGUUAUUCUUAGCCAAAUUAAUACCUCGUAUUUUACAUAAUGUCAAUCGUAUUUGUUAUGUCUUUGGCGAACCGGUUCAAUAUCAAAUCACAGAUAUCACUCAUACCACCCUUAAUAAUUAUGUUAUUAAACAGCUGAGACAGGCCGAUGCUAUAGCUAAUGAUGUUAUAAUGCAAGCUGGACUUUAUCGUAAAAUUUCACAAAUGCCUGUUGUUCUAAUACCUGUACACUUUGAUAGAGAUCCCACAAAUCGUACACCCUCAUGCAGUCGAUCGAUUGUUUUGAGACCAUUCUUAACUAGUGACUUUAUGACUGGAGUGCCGGCUAUUCCAGGUUCCGAACAAUUACCAAUUUCCGUGCUACACAAUAUGGUGCAACAAAUUUCCAAAUUAGAUGGAAUCUCAAGAGUUCUUUAUGAUUUAACAUCAAAACCACCGGGUACAACAGAAUGGGAAUGAUUAAAUCAAAUGUUGUAGAAAAAAUUAAUGAAAGAAACCAACAAAUAACAUGAACAAAUGUUUUAUUUUGUUGUAAAAUAUAUGAUUACAAUAACAAACAGCCAUUAACCAUAAUAACUAGAAAUAAAAAAGAAAAAAACUUUUCAUUUGAAUAUAAAUAAUUUUCUUUUUUAAUACAAAAGAGUAAAAUAACAUCAGA